This is a messenger RNA of Aspergillus costaricaensis CBS 115574, 522 nucleotides long. RefSeq lists its product as uncharacterized. The transcript has a single exon. The record is from RefSeq and is a predicted model, not a curated record. The coding region runs from base 1 to 522 and encodes 173 amino acids. Lineage: Eukaryota; Fungi; Ascomycota; Eurotiomycetes; Eurotiales; Aspergillaceae.
AUGCUACGCCAGAACACUGCGGAGAUUUACAACAAGCUGGCCGCCGCUGAAAGGGCACAAGGAGACUUGAAAGUGACCAUGGAGCAAAUGCAUCGCGAAAGGCUGUCGGCUUUCAGGAGGGAUAUUGAAGCACAACGCAGGGAGAACAGGGUGAUCAGAGAAAAGAUCAGCACACUGCAAGCAUCACAGGAUCAGAGAUCCAGUAAACCUUCCGCCGUACCAGUAUAUUCACAAGCUCUAUCACCCCUUUCGGAAAAGCUCGAGGUCCAAAAUUCCAAGCUGGGUGCUGCUAAGGCUCAUGUGCAGGAAAUGGAAAAAGCACAUGAUCAAGGAAGUCUGGAUAUGCGUGGGCCUAAGUAUGCGUCUCUACUGGAGCAGCUCGAACAGCGUCGACGAGAGCUGUUAAUUGUCCAAAGCAAUAUUAGGGGUAUGGGGCAAGGUCAUGGACAGCGAUACGGAUGCGAUCUGGAACCGAUGUACUCGGGGAAGCUUCUCGCGCAGCUGGAGGGUUUGAGCAUCUAA